Messenger RNA from Penicillium diatomitis, 894 nucleotides. RefSeq lists its product as uncharacterized. Gene Ontology annotation, cellular component: cytosol. Gene Ontology annotation, biological process: D-xylose catabolic process. Gene Ontology annotation, molecular function: D-xylose reductase (NADPH) activity. The record is from RefSeq and is a predicted model, not a curated record. NCBI's taxonomy places the organism in Eukaryota, Fungi, Ascomycota, Eurotiomycetes, Eurotiales, Aspergillaceae. The coding region runs from base 1 to 894 and encodes 297 amino acids. The transcript is spliced from 4 exons.
AUGUCUACUCCUACCAUCAAGCUGAACUCGGGCUACGAGAUGCCUCUCGUGGGCUUCGGUCUGUGGAAGGUCAACAACGACACUUGCGCCGACCAGGUUUACAACGCCAUCAAGGCCGGUUACCGCCUCUUCGAUGGCGCCUGUGACUACGGCAACGAGGUCGAGGUCGGCCAGGGUGUCGCCCGUGCUAUCAAGGACGGUCUCGUCAAGCGUGAGGACCUCUUCCUCGUCUCCAAGCUGUGGAACAGCUUCCACGACAAGGAGCAGGUCGAGCCCAUUGCUCGCAAGCAGCUCAAGGACCUCGGCAUCGACUACUUCGACCUGUACAUUGUCCACUUCCCCGUCGCCCUCGAGUACGUGGCACCCGAGGACACCUGGACCGCCAUGGAGUCUCUCGUUGAGAAGAAGCUCGCCCGCAGCAUCGGUGUGAGCAACUUCAGCCCUCAGCUGCUGAUGGAUCUCCUCCGCUAUGCUCGCGUCCGCCCCGCCACUCUCCAGAUCGAGCACCACCCUUACCUCACCCAGAAGUCCCUGGUCAACUACGCCCAGAAGGAGGGCAUCGCCGUCACUGCCUACUCCUCCUUCGGUCCCCUCAGCUUCAUCGAGCUGGAGAUGCAGAACGCCAAGGACACCCCCAAGCUGUUCGAGCACUCCGCCAUCACCUCCGUUGCCUCCAAGCACAACCGUUCCCCCGCUCAGGUCCUGCUGCGCUGGGCUACUCAGCGCAACAUCGCUGUUAUCCCCAAGAGCAACGACCCCACCCGUCUGGCUCAGAACCUCCAGGUCACCGACUUCGACUUGGACCAGAGCGAGAUUGAGUCCAUCAGCAACCUGAACCAGAACCUCCGCUUCAACGACCCCCAGAACUACGGCCUCGAUGUCACCAUCUUCUAA